Molecule: messenger RNA, 594 nt
Organism: Solanum pennellii
Lineage: Eukaryota; Viridiplantae; Streptophyta; Magnoliopsida; Solanales; Solanaceae
Product: auxin-induced protein 15A-like
Exons: 1
Coding region: 161-421 (86 amino acids)
Biological process (GO): response to auxin
Source: RefSeq, a predicted model, not a curated record
AGCUGGUACCCACAUAAUGCCUGUUUCUUGACCUAUAAAAACAAGUGUUUACCAUAACAGCUCUCACCAAAACUUGAAAACAUACAAAGCUUUUCUCCACUUUCAGGGUCCUUAGUACCUUACUAUCAUUAUUUGCUUAUCUAUACUGAACUAAAAAACCAUGGCUAUACGUAUGCCUCGUAUAAUCAAGAAGUCUUCUACUGCUGGAGAUGUUCCUAAAGGCCACUUUGCUGUUUAUGUUGGGGAAAAGCAGAAGAAGAGAUUUGUGAUCCCUAUAUCAUUCUUGAGCCAACCUUUAUUUCAAGAUUUACUUAACCAAGCAGAGGAAGAAUUUGGCUUUAAUCAUCCAAUGGGUGGUGUCACAAUUCCCUGCAGCCAGGAUGUGUUCAUUGAUCUCACUUCUCGCUUGAGUAGGAUCUGAGGCUUUUCACCUUACACAAUUUUGUAAACAACUAACCUUUCUAGUUAGCACCAUGUUACUGAUAAUUAGAUAGAGGGGACUGACUAUGUACUCUCAGCUGUAACCGUACAUCCUAAUUUUGAAUGUAAUUUUCAGUAGAAAAUGAAAUUUGUUCAGAUUCAUUCUUUAGCCAA